AGAUAUUUUAAAGAAAAUACGUACUAAAAAACUUGAUAUCCCUGAAGUUACAAAAAUAUUAUCUGUCGAGGAUGAACCAUCAUUGAUAUAUACUAGUAGACUAUUAACCUCUAUAGUUUAUAAAGCAGUAAGACAACAUAAUGAAGUAGCAAGGCAAUAUAAUGAAACUAAAUGUGUCAUAGAUUGGGAAUCACACUGA
Messenger RNA from Dentiscutata erythropus, 199 nucleotides. Lineage: Eukaryota; Fungi; Glomeromycota; Glomeromycetes; Diversisporales; Gigasporaceae. The record is from the annotation of a GenBank genome assembly.